Molecule: messenger RNA, 963 nt
Organism: Leptinotarsa decemlineata (Colorado potato beetle)
Lineage: Eukaryota; Metazoa; Arthropoda; Insecta; Coleoptera; Chrysomelidae
Source: RefSeq, a predicted model, not a curated record
AUGGUUCGAACCCAAAAAAACGUUUUGGGGUCUCGUAAAUACCGAAAUUUCUCGAAUGACCAACUGAUUAAAGCAGUGGAAGCUGUCAGGUCUGGACUUUCUUUGAGAAAAGCGGAAGAACAGUUUGGUAUACCACGAUGCUCUAUCAAUAGAGCAAUGAAUGGGAAAAAUACAGGGAAGGUCGGCAGACCAUUUGUUUUGAAUGAAAAUGACCAGAAUGCAUUAGCAAUGUGUCUAUGUUCAGCAGGGGAUUGGGGCUUUCCCCUCACACUAUACGACAUUAGACUCAUUGUUAAAGCCUUCCUGGACCGUUCUGGAAGAAAUGAAUAUAGAUUCAAAAACAACAUGCCAGGUCCAGAUUUUGUUAUGUCUUUCUUGAAGCGUCACCAGAACACAUUAAGUAAUAAAAUGUGCCAGAACAUAAAGAGAGCUCGAGCAAAAGUCGACCAUGACGCCAUAAAUCUGUACUUUGAUGAGUGGAACCAUUCACUUGAGAGAAUUCUUCCUCAUUCUGUCAUUAAUUAUGACGAAACAAAUAUUACAGACGACCCAGGCCGUAAAAAGGAUGUUGUUAGAAGAGGGUGCCGACAUCCUGAAAGGAUUAUUGACUCCUCAAAGUCGAGCACUUCUGUUAUGUUUGCUGCUGCCGGGGACGGGACACUUCUUCCCCCAUAUGUAACAUAUAAAGCUGAGAAUCUUUAUAAUACCUGGAUCGAACAUGGCCCCAAGGGUAUAGUUUAUAAUAGGAGUAAGAGUGGAUGGUUUACUUUGGAGAUUUUCGAAGACUGGUUUCGAAAAAUUGCCUUGCCCUAUUUCUUGAAGCAAGAUAAAGAGGAGAAGAAAGUUAUGAUUGGGGAUGAUUUAGCGAGUCAUAUAUCCCCAUAUAUAAUAGAAGAAUGUAAAAAAACAACAUCCUAUUCAUUCUACUUCCUCCAAGCAGCACUGGACUCACUCAGCUGUUAG